Messenger RNA from Camelus dromedarius (Arabian camel), 2750 nucleotides. RefSeq names its product acid sensing ion channel subunit 2 (gene ASIC2). The coding region runs from base 351 to 1889 and encodes 512 amino acids. Gene Ontology annotation, molecular function: ligand-gated sodium channel activity. Gene Ontology annotation, biological process: sodium ion transmembrane transport. Gene Ontology annotation, cellular component: plasma membrane. The record is from RefSeq and is a predicted model, not a curated record. Lineage: Eukaryota; Metazoa; Chordata; Mammalia; Artiodactyla; Camelidae. The transcript is spliced from 10 exons.
UAAUCUUGUCUCUAGUGGCGUGUGUAGGGGGGAGGACUUUAUUUCCAUUGGCUAAGCUCUCCCUUCCCACCCACAUCUCUUCCACAUCACCUUGGUGUCUCCCUAAAUAAAACCAGCCCUCCUUAUCGCCUGGAAAAAAUCAGGAGCUAGAGUUUGAAUGGGUUUUAUAUAAACACUCACCCCUGGCGGCGUGCGGCUGGGCUCUCAGGAUGAACUCACGGCACCUGGCCUGAGGCUUGCCUUUGCUUCCCUCCUUUGAACGGCAGGGUUUAAGCAGAGCCCGAGGACUGGGACCUCUUCCCUGAAACCGGAUCAACGUGAAGCCAGUUGCGGAACUGCACAGGGUCCCCAUGGACCUCAAGGAGAGCCCCAGCGAGGGGAGCCUGCAGCCCUCUAGCAUCCAGGUCUUCGCCAACACCUCCACCCUCCACGGCAUCCGCCACAUCUUCGUGUACGGGCCGCUGACCGUCCGGCGCGUGCUCUGGGCCGUGGCCUUCGUGGGCUCCCUGGGCCUGCUGCUGGUGGAGAGCUCCGAGAGGGUGACCUACUACUUCUCUUACCAGCACGUCACCAAGGUGGACGAGGUGGUGGCCCAGAGCCUGGUCUUCCCAGCCGUGACCCUCUGUAACCUCAAUGGCUUCCGCUUCUCCAGACUCACCACCAAUGACCUGUACCAUGCCGGGGAGCUGCUGGCCCUGCUGGACGUCAACCUGCAGAUCCCGGACCCGCACCUGGCUGACCCCGCAGUGCUGGAGGCCCUGCGGCAGAAGGCCAACUUCAGACACUACAAACCCAAGCAGUUCAGCAUGCUGGAGUUCCUGCACCGCGUGGGCCACGACCUGAAGGACAUGAUGCUCUACUGCAAGUUCAAAGGGCAGGAGUGCGGCCACCAGGACUUCACCACUGUGUUUACAAAAUAUGGGAAGUGUUACAUGUUUAACUCAGGCGAGGAUGGCAAACCUCUGCUGACCACGGUCAAGGGGGGGACAGGCAACGGGCUGGAGAUCAUGCUGGACAUUCAGCAGGAUGAGUACCUGCCCAUCUGGGGAGAGACAGAGGAAACGACGUUUGAAGCAGGAGUGAAAGUUCAGAUCCACAGUCAGUCUGAGCCGCCUUUCAUCCAAGAGCUGGGCUUUGGGGUGGCGCCAGGGUUCCAGACUUUCGUGGCCACACAGGAGCAGAGGCUCACAUACCUGCCCCCGCCGUGGGGCGAGUGCCGGUCCUCGGAGAUGGGACUGGACUUCUUUCCUGUUUACAGCAUCACCGCCUGUAGGAUUGACUGUGAGACCCGCUACAUCGUGGAGAACUGUAAUUGCCGCAUGGUCCACAUGCCAGGGGACGCCCCUUUCUGUACCCCUGAGCAGCACAAGGAGUGUGCAGAGCCUGCCCUAGGUCUGCUGGCAGAGAAGGACAGUAAUUACUGUCUCUGCAGGACGCCCUGCAACCUGACCCGCUACAACAAAGAGCUCUCCAUGGUCAAGAUCCCCAGCAAGACAUCAGCCAAGUACCUCGAGAAGAAAUUUAACAAAUCAGAAAAAUAUAUCUCAGAGAACAUCCUUGUUCUGGAUAUAUUUUUUGAAGCUCUCAAUUACGAGACAAUUGAACAGAAGAAGGCGUACGAAGUUGCUGCCUUACUUGGUGACAUUGGUGGUCAGAUGGGACUGUUCAUUGGUGCUAGUAUCCUCACAAUACUAGAGCUCUUUGAUUAUAUUUACGAGCUGAUCAAAGAGAAGCUACUAGACCUUCUUGGCAAAGAAGAGGACGAAGGGAGCCACGACGAGAAUGUGAGCACUUGCGACACGAUGCCAAACCACUCCGAAACCAUCAGCCACACUGUGAACGUGCCCCUGCAGACGGCCCUGGGGACCCUGGAGGAGAUUGCCUGCUGACAGCCCUGGGACCACCCGGCACCCCCCAAAACAGACCUUGAGGCCCCAGACCCGGGACAGGGGACAGCAGGCUCAGGUGGGACGGCCCCUGCUGACGGAAAGAAGCAAGAGCCCCCUAUGCACACAUAGCAAACUCUCUGCCAAAACCUUGCUCCGGCCGCAUCUGGCUCGCCGCACCCUCGGGCCCCGCCGUGCGUCCGCCCCUCAGAGCAGAAAUGCCGUCCCGCUCUGGAACUGUCCGAGAACCGACCUGCCAUCACAUCUCACUGCCAGAUGUACAAAGCACCUGCAUGCUCAGACUUCUCAAGGCGCCGCCUCCACGUCUGUCUCUACGUGGCACGCCUCAGUGCGGUUUCCGGCAGCCGACUCUGCAGCUGUGCUUGAGGGGACCGGGCUCCAGCCCCGAGCCACCUCGAGGCCGCGCUGGAACCACACCUGCACAGCCAAGAGGGAAACCGCAGGACUCUCCACGAUGAUGUCCGGUCCUUGUGUCGUUUGUGAAAGUCCUUAACCUGCCCACGAACCCCUCCCCCUCCCCCACAAGCUGGCCCGCAGGGGCACCAGGGCCAACCCCCCUCCCCUCCCGGGACCUGUGAUGGAGGCGCGGUGGCCGGGGUGGCUCGUCCUCGUGCCCACAGCGUUCCGCUCUCCCCGGGACACGGCUUGUACAGUCUGAUUCUGUUUCUUCCCGGGGCUUUUUUGUUUGUUUGUUUGUCUGUUGGAAAUCUGUUUUGUUUCAUUUUUUCUGGAUUUUGGUUUCGACGUUCUGAGGUUUGGUUUGGUUUGGUUUUUCCAUUUUCUCUGGCAUUUAUUUAUUCGUGCUUCCAAUCACGCUCAUAUUAAAAGCUGGUCUUGUGGAAA